GCGGGCCGGGCCGGGCUGGCGCGGCGCGGCUCCCGUGCGCACGUCCAGAGCCCCGUCGCCAGCGGCAAGAUGUCGUGGCACCCACAGUACCGCAGCUCCAAGUUCCGCCAUGUAUAUGGCAAAGCUGCCAGCAAGGAGAAGUGCUACAACUGUGUGCCCAUCACCCUCAAUGUCCACGACAACCACUUCUGCGCUGUGAACCCCAGCUUCAUCGCGGUGGUGACCGAGUGCGUGGGCGGUGGCGCCUUCCUCGUCAUUCCCAUCAAGCAGACAGGCAAGCUUGACCCACAUUAUCCCAAAGUAUGUGGUCACAAAGGAAAUGUUCUGGACAUCAAGUGGAAUCCAUUCAAUGACUUUGUAAUAGCUUCAUGUUCAGAAGAUGCCACAGUUAAAAUCUGGGACAUCCCCAAUCAGUUGCUAAAAAGAAACAUUACCACUCCAAAGAAAGAACUUCUUGGGCAUGCUCGAAGAGUCAGUCUGAUUGAAUGGCAUCCCACAGCUGAUAACAUCCUCUUCAGCUCUGGCUAUGACUACAAGAUAAUGAUCUGGAACCUUGGUGUCACGGGCACUGUUCUUUCAAAGCCAGUGAAGAUUCUUGAUGCCCACAAAGAUGUCGUCCUCUCCAUGUCAUUCAACACAGAUGGCAGUCUCCUUGCCACUGCUUGCAGGGACAGAAAGAUACGUGUGAUAGACCCUCGUGCUGGAACAGUCCUACAGGAAGGAAGCUACAAGUCUCACAAAGCCAAUAAAGUGUUAUUCCUUGGAAACAUGAAAAUGCUGUUUUCUACUGGAACAUCUCGGUGGAAUAAUAGGCAAAUUGCAUUAUGGGAUCAAAAUGACCUUUCUGUGCCUUUACUGGAGGAGGAUCUGGAUGGCUCCUCGGGUCUGCUGUUUCCCAUCUAUGACUCUGACACAUGCAUGCUUUAUGUGGUGGGAAAGGGUGAUGGAAACAUACGGUACUAUGAGAUAAGCCCUGAGAAACCAUACCUGAACUACCUGAUGGAAUAUCAUUCUCCCUUACCACAGAAGGGAAUUGGAAUGAUGCCAAAGAGAGGUCUUGAUGUGGCAGCUUGUGAAAUUUUCCGUUUCUACAAACUGAUUCCAACCAAAAGUCUGAUUGAGCCCAUUUCCAUGAUUGUGCCUCGACAGUCUGAAUCCUACCAGGCAGAUAUCUACCCCCUGACUGCAGCAGCCCAACCAACACUGACAGCAGAAGAAUGGCUCACUGGGAUUAACAAAGAGCCUGUCUUGGAAUCCUUAAGACCAGGCUCUGAAGCUGUGAAGUCCCUACCACAGUUUCUUGAGCCAGAGCCCUUCAUGAAAGCUACUAACCUGAGCCAGCAACCAGAGGCACAAGGAAAGAUGUCACUGGAGGACAAGCCAAAGCCAAGAGAGAUUGAAAAUGGCAGAAAAAGGCUGAAAGUGGAGGAGAGUCUGCCAGAAAAUGAGCAAAUAUGCCUCUCCGAUAGCUUCAACAUAUUUGAACGUCCACCACCAAAAACUGAAAAUGAGCUUUUGCAGAUGUAUUACCGGCAACGGGAAGAAAUCCGUCGACUACAUGAAUUGAUAAUCCAGAAAGAUGUCCAAAUUAGACAACUGGAGCUGAAGCUCAGAAACCUCUGCAUGGACACAGGCAAUUACUGAGGUUACUGGCCUACAGCUCUUUGUACCCCUGGACACAGCGGGGGAGACUCCAGUUCUUGCAGAUAACUCCUCCUAGGUUUUUUACUGGAGGUAAAAUUGAUAUUUUAGGCAGCAUGGACUUCCCUGGUUUGUGGUGGUCACAUUUCCCUAAUCAUCACCAGAAAGCUUUUGGUGGACUUGCUGUGCUUCUUCAGGCUCCCCUUGCUUGCCUGCUCACCAACGUCGGAAACUUGUAUAUUAAUGCUAGUGAGAGACUUUGGAAAAUCUUGCUCUUCUGGUCCUGGAGAAGUUACAUGCUAAGCUCUAGGAAUGACCUGUUUUGCUGGCCCUCCACAUGACAGGAAAAUGGAAGACUGAAGGCAGCUACCAGCUCCUUUUCUUGCCCCGGGGCCCAGCAAGGUGGCUUCUGUGGCUGCUGUCCCCUUUGCAGGGAGUCCGCCCUGCUGCGCAUCAGAGGCACCUCUCUAGCGCCACAGUGAUCCUU
Lonchura striata (white-rumped munia) is the source of this 2128-nucleotide messenger RNA. It is a transcript of the gene CORO2A, whose product is annotated as coronin 2A. The record is from RefSeq and is a predicted model, not a curated record. Gene Ontology annotation, molecular function: actin filament binding. NCBI's taxonomy places the organism in Eukaryota, Metazoa, Chordata, Aves, Passeriformes, Estrildidae.